AUGCAACGCACGACGCAGGCCGCAAUAGCUACCAUGCUGUUGGUCGCUACACAGAAAGUGUGGGCUGAGGUCAAUAUGAUUCCGAGGGAAACCUCAUCAUCGAUACCAACGACGCCAGAAUGCGCGACGCCUUGUCUCCUCGAAGUGUUCCAAGGUGGUGGAUGCGAGAUCGACAGGUUGGCCGACUGCGUGUGUACCAACAAUACCCUCCAAGCCCACGUCUCCGCAUGUGUACAGAUGUCUUGCGAAUUUAAUGACCAAGUCGGUGAGCAUUGCCGGGCUACCGAAAUUGCCGGUUUCCAGUCUAAUGUUUGA
Messenger RNA from Colletotrichum truncatum, 315 nucleotides. RefSeq lists its product as uncharacterized. Lineage: Eukaryota; Fungi; Ascomycota; Sordariomycetes; Glomerellales; Glomerellaceae. The record is from RefSeq and is a predicted model, not a curated record.